UAGUAUCCCCUUUUGGCAGCUCACUUUUCUUGACUAUAAGUCUAACACUUAUCAGCCUCAAAAUUUUCUUCUUGUUGACCAGUCUUUUUGGUCACUUAAAUAUCAAUAUCACAGUCUUCUUCUUCUUCUUUAAACACAAUACAGAGAAAAAGCAAUGACUACAAAGUCAUUAACUACUUUUACAAUCUUGCCCGAGGGCUGCAUAUCAGAGAUCAUAUCGCUCACAAUUCCGGCGGACGCUGCAAGAUCAUCGGCUAUCUCAAGAGGAUUCAAAUCUGCAGCAGAGUCUGAUGUCGUUUGGGAUAAAUUUCUGCCGUCCGAUCAUCUAGAUAUAGUUUCAAGAUCAGUUUCUGUUGUUGUUUGUGAUAGCGAAAAAGACCUUUACUUUAGACUCUCUCAUUCUCCUAUCCUUCUUCAUGAGGGCAGACUGCAGAGUUUUUGGCUUGAGAAAACAAGUGGGAAGAAAUUUUAUCUACUAUCUGCAAGGCGACUGGUAAUUUCUUUUUCAGACAUACAAUUAUUCUGGGACCAUCUGACACCGAUUCAAGAUUCCCAGAAGUAGCAUUCCUCAACACUGUUGAUUUACUAGAUAUCCGAGGUAAGAUUGGAACUCGAGCGUUAUCUCUGGGAACAAAAUAUGCAGCUUACCUAGUGUUCAAAAUAUCAGAGAGGUACCAUGGCCUUGAAUCAACAAAUGCAAUGGUUAGAUUUGUUAAUAAAGAGAGCGAAGACGAGGCUGAAAAAAGAGCUAUGACUGUUAUUCUUGCAGCAAGAGCGCCGAGGCAUUUUAAAAGGAAAAUUACCAGAAAAACGAACAGAUGGAUGGUUAGAGGUAGAAAUUGGAAAUUUUUACAAUGGUGAAGGAGAUGAUAAUGGUGAUGUAGAAGCAAGGUUGUUGGAUUCUAGGCCUUUUCAUGCUAAGUGUGGUCUAAUCAUCGUAGGCCUUGAGUUUCGUCCAAUAUGAUCAGCAUUAGAAUGACAGAUUCAGAAUUUGAAAUUUAUGAGCCUCAAGUUAACACUAUAAUAAUACAUGAGUUCACAUGCAACUAGUUAGUGGAUUAUAUAUAUACUAGUUUUUAUGUUCGUG
Molecule: messenger RNA, 1087 nt
Organism: Nicotiana tabacum (common tobacco)
Lineage: Eukaryota; Viridiplantae; Streptophyta; Magnoliopsida; Solanales; Solanaceae
Source: RefSeq, a predicted model, not a curated record